Molecule: messenger RNA, 1023 nt
Organism: Diversispora eburnea
Lineage: Eukaryota; Fungi; Glomeromycota; Glomeromycetes; Diversisporales; Diversisporaceae
Source: the annotation of a GenBank genome assembly
ACCUCUAAAGGAAAAAGAUCUAAAAGUGUAAAAUCAACAACAGUAGUAGCCCUGAGAUCAAGUUUUGUAUGGGAUUUUUUUAUAACUGAAUCUGAUACAGAAUUAGAUGUUAUUUAUGCAAUUUGUCAAGUAAAAGAUUGCACACGCAAAUAUGUUCAUCAUGGUUCUACAUCAGAUUAUAGAAAACAUCUUCGUGACAGUCAUGACAUUACUGAAGCUUCAAUUGCUAGUAAAACUUCUGAACAAAUUAAUGCUUUAAAACAACCAUCAAAACAAUUAUCUAUUACUGAAAUAUUUAAAAAACCUCUUAAUCCUAAACAACAGAAAUUAUUAAAUCAAGAAAUAGUAAAAUUUAUAAUUGGAACAAGACAACCAUUAUCUAUUGUUGAAAAUGCAGACUUUAGAUCCUUUUGUACUGCACUUAAUUCUCAAUUAUCUAUUCCUUGCAUUAAUACAAUUAAAGAUUUAAUAGAUAGUUCAUAUAAUCAUAUGAAAAAUCAACUUAAAGAUAUGACUAUUAAAUCUAUUCAAUAUAUUCAUUUGACUUUUGACUUAUGGUCAUCAAAAGCGCAUGAUUCAUAUUUAGGCAUUACUGCCCAUUGGAUUGACAAAGAUUUUGAGAUUUACAGUUUAGUUUUAGAUAUUGGAGAAAUACAAUAUCCACAUACUGCUGUUGAAAUUUCUCAUCAUGUAUCAAAAGUUUUUAAUGAUUGGAAUUUGGAAGAAAAAGUUUUAAUAAUUGUUACUGAUAAUGGAAGUAAUGUUAAAUCAGCUGUAUCAAGAUUAGGCAAAGAUUGGAUUCCGUGCGUAGCACAUACUUUACAAUUAUCAAUUAAUAAAGGAUUAAAAAUAGUUGAUCCUUUAAUAACAAAAAUAAAAAGUCUUAUUUUUUUUUUGGGAAGUGAUAAAAAAAGACAACAAUUAAGACAUGCACAAAUUAUUUGUAAUAAGAUUGAAGAAAGUGAAACAAUUGAAAUUAUCAAACCAAUUGAUAUAAGGUGGAGUUCUUUUUAUAAUGCUUUA